AUGCAGGAAGAAGCCGUCCUUUACCACCCGACGACCGCCUACCCGUUCUUCCUCUCUGCAAAGCGCUAUUGGCUGCCGGAAUUCAAGGAAAAUGAGCAAGACCCGGAGGCACUGACGCUCCUCUUUCUGCACGCUACGAGCUUCCACAAGGAGACAUGGAUGCCCACUCUCGAGGCGAUCUUCAAGCUGGCCGCGUCCAGCGGGAGUUCACUCAAAAUCCGUGAAGCAUGGUGCUUGGAUUGUCCGAAUCAUGGCGCUUCUGGCCACGCAAACGCCAAUAUUCUCCUCCAACCCGAGUUUUUCCUCAACUUCUCCUGCGAACGGUACGCCCAAGGAAUAUACCACUUUCUCUCUAUGGGCCCCGAACAAGGCGGGAAAGUGGAUUUCCGGAAGAGAAACUUGGUGGGGAUUGGCCACAGUCUAGGUGGUGUUGCGGUCACAUUGCUACAAGACAUCGAGCCACACUUCCCCUUCUCUUCCCUCGUCCUUCUCGAACCCCUCAUCAGCCCCGCUGGUGGGCAGCAUCUCAUCAAGCUGCGCGAGCUGCUUGUCAAAGGCGCCUAUGAGCGUCGAGAUGUGUGGCCAGACCGCGAAAAAGCACUGGCGGCCCUCAAAACCCGCGACCGUACCAAAAAAUGGGAUCCUCGCAUCCUCGAAAUCUUCGUCAAGUACGGCAUUGUCGAGCACCCGGGGAACCAGUACCCCGAAGGGAGGUACCCUGGCGUGACGCUGGCGUGUACACGAGACCAAGAAGCUGCAAUGUACCGUGACCCAGACGGCGCAACCAAGCCAGUCGAGACGCUCAAACGGCUGUGUCGCAUAAUGCCCGUCCAUCUCAUCCUCGGCGGAAUCGCCGACUUCAUACCAAAGCGGGUCCACAAAGCCAUCAUCGAGAGCCAGCCAUGGGCAUCUGUCGACGUUAUAAAGGAUGCCGGCCAUCUGAUUGUCCAAGAGAUUCCUGAAACCCUGGGCAAGUCGAUAUUCACGGCUCUCCAGGCCUCAAAAGUACGGAGUCGACUGUGA
Messenger RNA from Mycena indigotica, 1023 nucleotides. RefSeq names its product Abhydrolase domain-containing protein mpaH. Lineage: Eukaryota; Fungi; Basidiomycota; Agaricomycetes; Agaricales; Mycenaceae. The transcript is spliced from 8 exons. Bases 1 to 1023 code for a protein of 340 amino acids. The record is from RefSeq and is a predicted model, not a curated record.